UUCUCAUUAAAUAAUCCUAUCAAUACUAAGAUUAUAGAUUCUAUGCUGUCGAAUUUUUGCUUUCCAAAUUGGAAAUUUCUUAUUAAUCAACUCACUCUAACUCGGGUGAAUUCACAAGGGAAAAACCUGUUCAGAAUUUUUAAAACUUAGUGCUAAUUACGCUAAUGUACUCGACAAUGAUUGCUUGGAUGAUGGAAGAAGAAUUAUAAAUAUAUAGAAAAAAUUAUAAUUAAAGGAAGAAAAUAAUGUGAGAGCAAGAAAAAGAAGAGCUAAAGCACUUUGAUAGGACCCAUAGCUUGUCCCCUCAUUAGCCCCAUUGAUGUGAUCUUCAUUUUUCUCUCUUCUGCAAAUUUUUUUUUCUCUUUUCUUCUCAAGAUUCUUUCCUUCUUUUCUGUCUAGAAAGAUAAUAUUGGAGAAAAAGAAAACUUCAUUAGACAAUUAUGACGUCAAUCAACAAAGGAAAAGGAAUAGCAGAAGGGUCUUCAAGAUCCACAGCUGUUGCUGUUGCUGCUGCUGCUGAUCAGCAAAAUCCGCCUCCGUUAAGCAGGUAUGAGUCACAGAAGAGAAGGGAUUGGAACACUUUUGGACAGUACUUAAGGAACCAAAGGCCACCAGUUGCUCUUUAUCAGUGUAACGGGAAUCAUGUGCUUGAUUUCCUUCGUUACCUUGAUCAAUUUGGCAAGACCAAGGUGCACUUACAAGGUUGCGUAUUCUUCGGCCAACCUGAGCCACCAGGACCUUGUACAUGCCCUCUUAGACAAGCUUGGGGUAGCCUUGAUGCUCUCAUCGGACGACUUCGAGCUGCUUAUGAAGAGAAUGGUGGCUUGCCUGAGACCAACCCUUUUGCAAGUGGUGCUAUUCGAAUUUUCCUUCGUGAAGUAAGGGAUUCCCAAGCUAAAGCUCGAGGAAUUCCUUAUAAGAAGAAAAAGAAGAAGAGAAAUCCAUUGAAGAUAGCUCAUGGAGAUAGCUCCAGCUUCUCUAUUCAGCAAUCUUGAUUUCUUUCUGCAGGUCCUAAAAUAAAAGUCUAAGUUUGAACCAGUUUGCUACUACAUCAUCAUGUCAAAGCUCCAUCUUUACUCGAAAUGGCAAUCAUUUUCCUCUUUGGAUCAAGAUAUUGAUCAUUUAAUAGAUAGCUAGAUGCCUAGAUCAGCACUGUGUUCUAGAUGGGGCAAUAUAUAUAUAUAUAUAUAUAUAUAUAUAUAUAAACUGGAGUUGAAGAGGGUAAGUUGCUUUUUUUCUUCUUUUUAUAUAUAUAUAUAUAUAUAUAUCCUUUUCUUUUUCAAGUCAGUUAAUCAGUAUUUUGUAAAAAUGCAGUCAAGUUUGUCCCAUGAAACUAUUCUCCAGGUAUAUGUCUAUUGAUGCAAGUGACUAUGACAAUAUUGCACUUAUUCAACUGUUCCAUUUUUGUUAAUGACUUGGGAUUUCAACAUUUAGCACUAGCUAGGAGGAUAGUACAUUAAAUUAUUGGAUGAAAAAUGAUUGAGUGCUUGGCUCUAUAUAGGAACAUUUAUCAUGUUGAAUAAUCUAGUGUAGAUUACUAAAGGGUAAGGAAAAAAAACAUUUUGUAUGUGCAAAUAUUUAUGAAUAUAAGAUAUCUGUGUAUGUCUGUA
Messenger RNA from Durio zibethinus, 1610 nucleotides. RefSeq names its product protein LIGHT-DEPENDENT SHORT HYPOCOTYLS 7-like. Gene Ontology annotation, cellular component: nucleus. The record is from RefSeq and is a predicted model, not a curated record. Gene Ontology annotation, biological process: mRNA transcription; response to light stimulus. NCBI's taxonomy places the organism in Eukaryota, Viridiplantae, Streptophyta, Magnoliopsida, Malvales, Malvaceae.